Messenger RNA from Papaver somniferum (opium poppy), 3549 nucleotides. RefSeq names its product probable ubiquitin-like-specific protease 2A. The record is from RefSeq and is a predicted model, not a curated record. The transcript has 16 exons. Gene Ontology annotation, molecular function: cysteine-type peptidase activity. Bases 248 to 3022 code for a protein of 924 amino acids. Lineage: Eukaryota; Viridiplantae; Streptophyta; Magnoliopsida; Ranunculales; Papaveraceae. Gene Ontology annotation, biological process: proteolysis.
UCAUAUAUAGUGAGACAAAAUGUCAUGAAUCCAUAUUUGUCAUUCCGAUAACGUAAAUCCUCGUAAGUCGUCCCGGAAUUUUGUUCGCCGGUUUCCAACACUAUGUAGGUGUCAAUAGGGUGUGCAUUUUGCGUCAUUGCCUUUUCAAUUUUCUCUUCCCGCGAUCUCUUAUUAGCUGCUGAAUAUUUCUCCCCUCGAUCAUCAAAACUAGGGUUUCCUCGAAACUGUUGGCUCAGUUUUGAAUGCGAUGAAGAGGAAAUCAUCUGAGAAAAAAGGAGUUGAUGUUUAUAGUUUUAGCGAAGAUGAUGCAAAGAUAGAACAUGAGUCUAAAACAAAUAUGAAGAAAUACCAAAAUUCUUUUAUAAAUUUCAAUGACAAAAUCAAAAAAGCUAUUAAAGAUACUUCCCCAAUUACCAAGUAUACUUUUCUCCAAGCAUUUAGCAGGGAACCCAAGUAUGCACAAGUUGGAACCAGUGAACCAUCAAUUGUUGAAGUCGACUCGAGUCAUAGUGGUCAUAAAGGCAGAAGAAAGAGCAAUAGUGGUGACAAACACGAGAUAAAGAGUCUGAAGGCCCGUGCCACAUUGACAGAAGACAGUUUUACUAAAGAAAGAAUUUCUGGGCUAAAUGAUAUUCUGGUAGCGGAUACAAGUGGUAGUGGACAAAUUGUUCUUAGUAGUUCAGAUAGCGAUGACUCUGCAAAUAUCUUUCAUGAGGGUUCGAGCGCAAGUUCAUGUCAAGUGAAGGACUCAAGUCUUGGAGUACCUUCGGCUGGGAAGGUACAUACCAUUUCACCGGAUCUUCCAUCUAAUCUGCAGAAUGAUUCUCUAGAAGUGAUGUCAGAUGACGAAAUAUGUAUUAGACAAAGCUCUCCACAGAUUCGUUCUUCUGUUAUAGGAGAAAAUGAAGGUUAUUUAGAAGACUCUUCUUCAGAUCACAAUUCCAGUGAAUCGGAUAGGGAAAAUAUAAAUAUGGAGGUCACUGUGUCCCCAGAUUUGCUGAAAUACGAGGACAAACAUGGGAAAAGAACUUGUUCGGAGUCUUUGUUAACUUUUUCUCACAGUUGCAUUAAGCUUGAGUGUACAAAUUCAUACGGAAAGAGGGAGUCAUUCAGCUCUGAGUGGGCAAUUUCUCAGGUUUUUAGUAUUGAGAGUCAGUGGUUCUUACCGGUUCAGACGGCUCUCGUUAAGAUAUGCAUAAGGCCAAUUACUGAGAAGGAUGAAGAUGUUAAUGAUGAUCCAGGUCUUUUGGAGUUACAGUUUGCAGUUUUUGACACUUGUUGGCUAGAGAAACAUGAGAGAAUUUAUUCACUGGAUGCAAGAUACAGGGCCCUGUGGAAACUCGCACUUGAUAAUGAUACAUGGGAAGUUGGUUUCAGUGGGGAAAGCAGCUCAUCUUCUUCAAAACAUUAUAGUCCCAAUAUUGAUGAGCACUUCGAAGGUGUUAUCUAUCCACAAGGCGAUCCUGAUGCUGUUAUUAUUACAAAGAGGGACAUUGAACUAUUACAACCUAUGAGAUUCCUAAAUGAUACAAUUAUCGACUUCUACAUUAAAUAUCUGAAGAAUAUGAUUCCACCAGAGGAUGGGCAUAGGUUUCACUUCUUUAAUAGUUUUUUCUUCCGGAAGCUAGCUGAUUUGGACCAAGAUCUGCCUAGUGCUUAUCAAGGUAGGGAAGCUUUUCAGCGUGUUCGCAAAUGGACAAGGAAAGUGAAUCUGUUUGAAAAGGAUUACAUCUUCAUACCCAUAAACUUCCAUCACCAUUGGAGUUUAAUUAUCAUUUGUCACCCUGGUGAAGUGGCUAAAUCAAAAGGAGAAGAUGUUGACAAUCCUAUUAAAGUACCAUGCAUAUUGCACAUGAAUUCUAUUGAAGGAAGUCAUAGGGGAAUCAUGAAAGUUAUUCAAAGUUACCUCUGGGAAGAGUGGAAUGAGAGAACAGCAGGAGCUUCGGAAGAUUGCUUGUCGAAGUUCCAUAACUUGCGAUUUGUUAAUCUAGAGGUGCCGCAGCAAGAAAAUUCAUAUGAUUGUGGCCUUUUCUUGCUUCACUAUGUAGAAUGCUUUCUUCAAGAAGCUCCAGUUAACUUCAGCCUUUUCGACAUAGCGAAAGACUCUACCUUUCUUAAUGUAAACUGGUUUGUACCUGCGGAGGCUUCUCGAAAACGAUCGGUUAUCAUUGAUCUAAUCAAUGAGCUUGCUGAAAAUCGUGGUAGGGGACACACUGCUACAACUAACAAUGAGCAGCAUGACUUACCAGUAGGUAAUACGGAAAAUGACUCUGGGCAAGAUCGUGGGAUAGCAUUGGUUUCUGAGGCUGGCACCUCGGGAAGAACUUUUCAUGCUGAUUCAUCUUUUUCCAUUGCCGGCCUGAGGAUUGAAAAUGAACUGCGGGUACCCAAUGCAGGGUCUUUCACCGAAGCAGAGUAUCGAACUGAUUCUUUUCAGCAGCUAAAUGGUAUUGCUUCACUGUUACAGGAAAAUGAUGAGCAGAUUGCGAAUGCACCACCUGCUGAAAUAGAUUCUCAGCCUCUCGAGGUUGCAUUAUAUGAUGAAGUAGAGGUGUCAGUGGAACAGGAAGAAGACGAAAAUGAAGGGUACAACAUGGAAACCUCUAGUUUGGGAUCCCAUGAUGAAAUUGAAUCAGGCACAGAUUUGCAUCAUCUUCCAACUAAUAAUUCAAAAGAGCAAGAAGUAUCAGAGAAACGAAGAUCAGUGUCUCCAGAAGAUGGUAGGUGCAUAGCGGGAAUCCCAGCUGCAGCUUCAUCUCAUGAGAGGCCAGAGGACUUAAUAGCUGAAGAUUCUCAAGAGGUGAAUACGAUGAUGGUUGAAAAUGUUAGGUGCAUGGUGGGAAGCCCAGCUCAUGAGAGGCUGGAGGACCGUAUAGUUGAAGAUUCUCAAGAGGUAAAUAUGACGAUGGGUGAAAAUGUUGUGUGCAUAGUGGGAAACCCAGCUCAUGAGAGGCUGGAGGACCGUAUAGUUGAAGAUUCUCAAGAGGUGGAUAUGGUGAUGGCUGAUAGCGUUCUUGUGUAAAUAAGCGAACAAAAUUAUAUUAAGUAUAUAGAACUGCUCUAUCUUUAACUCCCAGUUCUGGUAACCCUAUCUUAAACAUCUGUCUUCGUUGCAAGUUGGCGGGGAAGACGCUAAUCAUUUUCACUAGCUUGUGUGUAUAGGAAGCAGCUGUGGAAGUAUCUUUUGGAUAGCAGGAACCUAAAUUUUCUUUUGCUGAUUCCUCUGUUGGAAUGUGGAACUUUUUGGGUCUGUUUCUGAAAGGUAAAGCUAUUUUGGGAAGGGAAAAUCAACUGAAUCCUUCGAGUCCAAGGUUCAAAUUUGUGAACCAUAUUUUGACGAGUCACAGAUACAUAUCAUCCACUGGAAACAAAAAUAUCUGGGUCCCUAAUGAAGUUUUUGCUUUGGUUUUCAUUGGGGGCCUCUUCUUGUGGCAGUUCAUUUUGGCUUAAAAGUCUUUUUAGCUCGGCAGUAUAGAAGUUUUCUCGAGUUUAAAAGCUCUCUAUGUAAAUUUGUACAUUACAUGCCUUCUCUAAUACUAUAAUUUUGUU